Molecule: messenger RNA, 1065 nt
Organism: Rhagoletis zephyria (snowberry fruit fly)
Lineage: Eukaryota; Metazoa; Arthropoda; Insecta; Diptera; Tephritidae
Source: RefSeq, a predicted model, not a curated record
AUGCCCAACAGCAAUUCGCCAAAGAAGGUGAGCAAGUCCAAGUUUGUCGUAACGAAGCAUGGCUCAACUUCAAGGAACCGAGACAAUGCUGCUAGUGGCAGUGGCACUGCUCUCACUCAACGACGCAGCAGACAGAGCAUCGACACUGUCGGCUCAAAAAUAAGCAUGAUGACCACCAAAGAUUUGCCAGCACUCUCUACCGUCUCGACAAGAGGCAUUCAGGAUCCAAAAAGUUUUUUGGAGAAUCGUGGUUACCACGUCAUCAAAGAACUGGGUCAGGGUGGUUUUGCAAUUGUCUACAAAGGGCGUGCAAAAAAGUGCACUCGCUCUAUGGAGUUAGGGGAACUGGUAGCGAUCAAGGUUUUUGACCUUACUGAUGAAAGUCAUCAAAGCUGGAUCAUCAACUGUCUCAAGCGAGAAAUGCUCAUAGCAAAGAACCUCCAACACAAGAACAUCAUCACAACUUAUGAGGUGUUCAAAACCCAGCGUAAUGGAUAUAUCGUAAUGAAACUGGCUGAUGGUGGCGACCUGGGCGCAAAAAUGACUAGACAGAAGGAGGCGUACAGUGAAGAAGAAACUCGCAAGUAUUUCCGCCCGUUAAUGGACGGCCUAGCUUACAUGCACUCACAAAAUAUUGCUCAUCGCGACUUGAAGUUAGAAAACUUUCUCCUCUUCCUCGAAGAUGACCGACCGGUGAUCAGCGACUUUGGCUUUGCCGUUUCUGCCACUCAAACGCACACUGUGCUCACUGAGAUGAUGCGCAACUCAAUUUGCGGCACUUCUGGGUACAUGGCGCCCGAGCUGACCGCCGGUCGUCCAUACGACUCAAAGGCUGUGGACGUUUACGCAAUGGGGGUCAGUCUCUAUGAAAUGCUGAAUGGCGUCAGGCCGGUGAUGCCUGACAUUCACUAUAGAGUGCAGCUGCCAGGCGAGUGCCGUGGAUUGAUUGAGGCGAUGCUGCAGUCGCGUGCCUCCCACCGCCCCAAAGCCGCACAAGUGCUCGAAAACAAAUGGCUGACUCCUGGAAUAGCCAGCACAGUGGCCAAUUUUCUUGGAUUCACCUAA